GUUCCCAUCGAUGCCGCACUCGGUACUUCGCUCCGCAGACAGUCAUCAGUCUUCAUCUUUGCGGUUUGUGGUAUUCGUACUGCAGUGCGUGCGUAAUUCGACUUUACCGGAACAUUCAAUACAAAUCAAUUAAACUCUAUUCAUUUGUUCCGAAGGUAAUUUGAUUUUGAAAAAUGGCAUGCUCUAAAACUCUCCAGCGAUCAGCUGCUUUACUUCGAAGUCCGGGUGCCUUUGAGAAUUUCGUCGGUCAUCGAUCAUGCUCAUGGUGGGGCGCCGUACAGAUGGGUCCCCCGGACGUCAUCCUGGGCGUAACGGAAGCAUACAAGCGGGACACCAAUCCAAAAAAGAUCAACCUCGGCGUGGGAGCUUAUCGGGAUGACAAUGGCAAGCCGUUUGUGUUGCCCAGUGUACUCAAAGCCGAAAAGCGUCUAGCUGAGAAGCUACUGGACAAAGAGUAUUCACCAAUAGGCGGAACAGCCGAGUUUUGCAAGCACAGCAUACUGCUGGCUCUGGGCGAGGACAGCCAGCACGUAGCCAACGGACAGAACGCAACGGUGCAAGGUAUCAGUGGAACCGGUGCACUGCGAAUAGGAGGUGCCUUCCUUUCCGCAUUUUUCCCGGGACCAAAAGACAUUUAUCUGCCGACGCCAUCGUGGGGUAAUCAUGGACCGAUCUUCCGUCACUCGGGAUUGAAUGUUAAGUCCUACCGAUACUAUGACCCCAGUACUUGCGGAUUUGAUUUCAAGGGUGCGCUGGAGGAUCUAUCGAAAAUUCCCGAAGGCUCGGCCGUACUGCUUCACGCAUGUGCCCACAACCCGACUGGCGUGGAUCCACGCCCAGAACAAUGGGCCGAAAUUUCGGCACUCUUCAAGAAGCGUAAGCUAUUCCCCUACUUCGACAUGGCCUACCAGGGCUUUGCUAGUGGCGACGUCGCCAAGGAUGCUUUCGCCGUGCGUGCCUUCCUGAAGGAUGGUCACCAGAUUGCCUUGGCUCAAAGCUAUGCCAAAAAUAUGGGCCUCUACGGUGAGCGUGCCGGAGCCUUCUCACUCGUCUGUUCCGAUAAAGACGAAGCCGCUCGUACAAUGUCACAGAUCAAGAUUCUGAUUCGUCCAAUGUAUUCCAAUCCACCAAUUCACGGUGCUCGACUGGUGACGGAAAUAUUGAGCGACCCGAGUCUGCGCCAGGAGUGGCUGGGAGACGUUAAAUUGAUGGCCAAUCGUAUUAUUUCGGUGCGAUCUAAACUGCAGGAUAAUUUGAAGAAGCUAGGAUCCACCCGGAACUGGCAGCACAUCACUGAUCAAAUUGGCAUGUUCUGUUUUACUGGUAUGGAUCAGCAGCAGUGUGAGAAGCUGACGAAGGACUUCAGUGUGUAUUUGACCAAGGACGGUCGCAUUUCGAUGGCCGGAGUCACUACGAAAAAUGUGAACUAUCUGGCUGAAGCUAUUCAUGCAGUAACCAAGUAGGAUCAUCAGCUAGUUGCUUAUUUACUGUCCUGUCGUGAUCCAUGAAAUAGAUCGCGAUCGCGGAAGCUGUUUAUUUUUCUAUCCGAAAGGACUCAUUUAGAUGAUGGCAUUUAAGGGUUCUGCUUUUGCCGAGCUUAUUGAUCAAUCAAAUUGAUUUCAGAACCGUAAAGUGAUUAUUAUCCGUAGUUUGUAUCAAUCCAGGAUUAUGUUACAGCAAAUUAAACUUAGAAUAUACAGGAAAAAGUGCUUGUCAAAA
Molecule: messenger RNA, 1719 nt
Organism: Topomyia yanbarensis
Lineage: Eukaryota; Metazoa; Arthropoda; Insecta; Diptera; Culicidae
Product: aspartate aminotransferase, mitochondrial-like
Exons: 4
Coding region: 174-1463 (429 amino acids)
Biological process (GO): biosynthetic process; L-aspartate catabolic process
Cellular component (GO): mitochondrion
Molecular function (GO): pyridoxal phosphate binding; L-aspartate:2-oxoglutarate transaminase activity
Source: RefSeq, a predicted model, not a curated record